AUUCAAAUGUAAGGCUACUUCAUUACUGCUGAUCAUUUUGUGAAAUGUUGAACAUGCAACUCUCUGCAACUAGUUGUACACAGAAUGUAACAACACAAUUGAGAUUUAAGAUUCGAACUCAUCCGGGAGAGACGAUUAUCCUUGUGUAAUUAUCCUUUAAAAGUAAACAUAUUAACAAGGAAAUGUAUUUUAAUUGGUCAAGGGAUUGCUUUUUUAUUUUAAUUGAUAUGAAUGAAAACAAACACUUGAACUUGACAACCAAUUUAAAUAAUGGAACACCUCUUGUUUUGAUAUGUGUAUAUAAGAUCUUACACAUACGUUCUUUCUUUGUGCUCCAGGAGCCAGGGGUACACAUUUCAGAUAGUACCAGCUUUUUUUUUCAAGCUUUUUUCUAUUUGCCGUUUGAAUCAAGAGAUGCUUCAGUGGGUUUAAAGUGAAUUUUUUUUUCCAGUGGGUUUAAAUUUGGUACAUAAUAGCUAAAUACGGUAGUUCAAUGAAUCUUGCAGUGUAGUCCUAAAAAUGUAGUUUCUUUUUUGUUCUCUGUUUAUUGCUGUUCUCUUUUUCUGCACAGUUGCUGACCCUCUAAAAUGAAUACAACUGGGCAAGUAACAUUUUUCAUCAUUGAGGGAUUUAAAGAGAGAAAACUGAUCCUGUUUCCCUUAUUUUUGAUAAUGUAUAUUCUUAUACUGGUUGGAAACAGUAUGAUAAUAUAUCUGGUCAGGACAGACGCGAAAUUGAAUUCACCCAUGUACUUUUUCCUCCACAAUCUUUCCUUCUCUGAUAUAAUCUACACAACAACUACUGUCCCCAACAUGCUUUCAGGAUUUCUAGUGGAAGUGAAGACCAUUUCCAAAGCAGGCUGUUUUACACAGAUGUAUGUUUUCCUCUCAAUGGGUACAACAGGACGUGGUUUGUUAACGGUGAUGGCCUUUGACCGAUACUUAGCCAUCUGUAACCCGUUACGCUACACGUCAGUUAUGACCUGGAAAGCUCGUUAUUUGCUGAUACUUUCAGCUUGGGCUUUUGGGUGGUUUAUUCCUUUCAAGGCCCUGAUGUUAGCAUUGCCUCUACCCUUCUGUGGGCCAAACAUAGUUAAGCAUAUCUUGUGUGAUCAUACCUCAGUUGUGCGCCUGGCCUGCACUGACAUUACAAUAAAUGGCGUAGUAGCUCUAACCUUUGCUUUAAUUGCCCUUAUUUCCACUUUCCUGCUGAUUCUCACCUCAUAUAUUUUAAUUGGCAAAGCCAUUAGCAAAAUGGGCUCCGUUGAAAGAAGGAAAGCUGCUGCUACUUGUGUGUCUCACCUGAUAGUGGUGACUAUAUCAUUUUCGUGUGCUACCUGUGUGUACAUCUCCUACAGAGUGCCCUCAUUUGAUGCAGAAGCACGUUUGAUAAUUGCUGUGCUUUACUCAGUAUUGACGCCCCUGCUGAACCCCUUCAUUUACAGCCUGAGGAAUAAAGAGCUGCAGGACGCAAUGAAGAGAGCCUUCUGCAGAAGCACUUCAGGCUCAAGCAUGGCCAGGAAAACUGUGCCCUCUGUGUCAUAAGGAAAUAGAUACAGCUGCUUAAAUGUCCUGUUAAAGCUCUGCUGUGCAUUCUUUUCUUUUUAUCUUUAUCUAUGUAUCUUAUUAGAAGAACUGUAUGAAAUACAGUCACACUUCUCAAAUAUUCAGAAUGUCCAAAUGUUUGUGGCCACACGUUGCUGCAAUUGCUGCAACUGUGCAAAUGCUUACAUCUUGUAUUGUUUUUAUUUUUUUUGAGGCACUGCUAAUCAAAUAGGAUGCUCUUGUCACUAAAUGCAAUCAAAUCCUCACAGAAAUGUUCCAAAAUCCCCCUCCAAUCAGGAUAAACUAACAUCUAUAAUUUUAAAAGAAAGUGUAAGUGUGCUAACUUUGUCAAUAUAGUCCAUAUUGGUCGUUUAAAAGUUAAAAAUUCAAACUCUUUUCGUUCUUAUCAACAUAUCUGACUGCUUUCUGUCAAAUGCACUGUGAACCUGAGUGUCUCAACUGUACCAAGUGUGAUUUCUUAUUGGUCACUUACUCUUAAUGCAUAAAAUAACUCUUUACAGAAUGUAAACAUUACAUUUCAUAUCUUUAUAAUACAGUAAAAGUAAAGCAUAUCAAAACUUUACAAAUUGUUUAUUACAGUCUUUAUACAAUAUUUUCUAUAUCCAGUAUCUAAAGCUUUUAAUUGUGGUUUAAACUAAUGUUAGAAUCUGUUAGAUAUUACUGUAUAUAACACGACACAGAGCAAAUUAUUAUCAAGUCAAUGAUUAUGAGUAAUCUAUUGUUAUGUUUCAGGACCUGAAUGAAUUGUAUGUUAUAUUGCUUUGUUAUUUCAUUAGACAUUGAUUAUGUUAACAUUAAAAUGUGUCCUAACAAACUGAUCUUGGAUGUGUCCAGAAUUUGUACAGGUUUAAAUUGUGAUUGCGAAUUCAGAUGGGAUAUAAAUCAGCAUUUACUGAUUAAGAUGUCUGCUUACAA
Astyanax mexicanus (Mexican tetra) is the source of this 2480-nucleotide messenger RNA. Its product is annotated as olfactory receptor 10J1-like. Gene Ontology annotation, molecular function: G protein-coupled receptor activity; olfactory receptor activity. Gene Ontology annotation, cellular component: membrane. NCBI's taxonomy places the organism in Eukaryota, Metazoa, Chordata, Actinopteri, Characiformes, Acestrorhamphidae. Gene Ontology annotation, biological process: G protein-coupled receptor signaling pathway. Bases 588 to 1544 code for a protein of 318 amino acids. The transcript has a single exon. The record is from RefSeq and is a predicted model, not a curated record.